AUGCACCAGGCGCUGCGUAUAGACGAGAUCCUCCAGCUCAUCUUUGACUUCUGCAGCGACCUUCCGGAUACUCGGCCGAGAUGGACGUACGCCCAGCUGGCACGAUGCUGCAAAACUUGGACGGAUCCGGCGUUGGACAGGCUAUGGAGGAGGAUGGAUGGGCUUGGGCCCCUCCUCGCGCUGCUCCCGACGAUGGACGACGAGCCCACUGUAGACGUGACCCCCUCCUUCGAGGCUGCCGCCAAACGCGUCCGGCAAAUCUUGCACACUAAGAGCUCCACCCCGUCGUUCAGGUUACCAGACGGGUACGGACCGAACGUGUUUCCCAACCUCGAAGCCGCCACCCUCUCCCAUUCAGGGUGCCUGAUCCCGCACAUCUGGAGGACCUCCGAGCGCAUCCAGCGCGUCUCUGUCAGCCUGAGCUUCUCUCGCAAAGAGACCGAUGCGCACAUCAUCGCUUGGAACGACGCCGUGGCGAGGUACCUCGAAAAGCUCCGCGUGUGCGCCCCGCACUUUCACUGCCUGCAAGUCCGGGGGAGCAUCUCCGACUCGCUGAACGCGACGGUCGCGUCUCUCAGCCAGCUCCGGAGCCUCACCAUCCAGAGCAGCCGUUUCCUCACGAGCAACACCCUCGCCGCCAUCGCGACCUUCCCCGCUCUCCGCAUGCUUGAGGUGCACGCCGAUCACAUCCGCGGGGAAGAGUUUGAAGACUGUCUCUCCUCCCUUCACCCAGACGAUGCGGACGCGAUGUCCUUCCCUGCGCUCGAGGAGCUCACGAUACGGACGAGCGGGCUCCUCCUCACCGUGCUCCUCACCCGCCUACCCGUGGGUGUCAUGAAGAAGCUGCACCUCGACAUGGUUAUGGACGCGCACCCCCGCACAGACAUGAAGUCCGUCCUGGAGCUUCUCGCGCAGAAGGCGGCAGGGAGCCUGCGUGACCUCCUCCUCGACGACCGCACGGAGCGCGACUCACUAGCUGCCGUUGCUGACCCUAACGCGAACGCGGAGGAUGCGACGUCUGACGCACACUCACAGCGCGGGUACACGCUCGACGACCUCGCGCCCCUCGCGCGUGUGCGCCAGCUCCGGAGCUUCGUCCUGAAGGACGCGGACCUCGUCGAUGGUGACUUGGAGGUGCUCGCGCGAUGGUGGCCUGAACUUGAGCGGUUGGAGCUCGGCGCAAACGAGGACGUCUGCCUGAGCGAUCACGAGCACGAGCACGACGAGGGUACCAGCCAACAUGGGUGCAAGACGCGGCUGUCGCCCGCGGCGUAUGCACUCGUCGCGCGGUCGUUCCGCUUACUAGAGAGCUUGAGCUUGAGCGCGCCCCCGCCACGCGCGUUGGAAGUUACGACGUUCGUCGCCCAGGUGACGAGUCUGGCGGUCGGGGACGCGCGGGCCAUGCCAGGGUACACGGCAGAUGCGGCUCCUGCGGUCGUGGAUGCGCUUUUGGCGAUCUUCCCGGCUUUGAAGAGAUUGGACAGUCCUGAUACGGAAGUUAUCGAGCGGUUUGAGACCGCUUUGGCUGAUUCGAGGACAUAG
Molecule: messenger RNA, 1542 nt
Organism: Dichomitus squalens LYAD-421 SS1
Lineage: Eukaryota; Fungi; Basidiomycota; Agaricomycetes; Polyporales; Polyporaceae
Exons: 2
Coding region: 1-1542 (513 amino acids)
Source: RefSeq, a predicted model, not a curated record